Molecule: messenger RNA, 3864 nt
Organism: Corythoichthys intestinalis (scribbled pipefish)
Lineage: Eukaryota; Metazoa; Chordata; Actinopteri; Syngnathiformes; Syngnathidae
Product: CX3C chemokine receptor 1
Exons: 3
Coding region: 73-1236 (387 amino acids)
Biological process (GO): immune response; G protein-coupled receptor signaling pathway; cell chemotaxis
Cellular component (GO): membrane; external side of plasma membrane
Molecular function (GO): C-C chemokine receptor activity; C-C chemokine binding
Source: RefSeq, a predicted model, not a curated record
UACAUCACAAGCGCAUCAGACACUCAGCAAGCAGAAAACAAGGAGGACCAAGUUCGUCAGCGAUUGUGAUUUAUGGAAGGGAUGGCGACUGAGAUGAUGUAUAUUUACAUUAAUAAGUAUGAAUAUGAAAAUUAUGAUACAAAUUCCACCCACAAUGGGUAUGAGAGUCCACAACUAUCUAAAGAAUUCAUGGCUACGCGGAUUGUCCUCUGCAUCCUGUUUUUCCUUGGUUUUCUUGGUACGUUAAGAAAUUGCAAUAUAUUGUAUUCCACAUCUACUAAAAAAAACCAAAAAACAAUCAACUGUUCAUUGCUCAAAAAAACCUGCAGACGAAUAUUCUAUUUCACAGGCAACAGCAUUGUACUCUGGAUUCUCCACCGCCACAUCAAACUGAAGACAUUGACUGACAUUUGCCUACUCAAUCUGGCGCUAUCAGACCUUACUCUGGCUGUGUCUCUAUUCUUGUGGGCCUACGAUUCUCAGAACAUUGCAGUGUGCAAAGCUACAACAGGAGUCUAUCAGCUGGGAUUUUACAGCGGGACUUUGUUUGUGACUUUGAUGAGUGUGGACCGCUACCUGGCCAUCGUCUGUGCUGUUGCAACCAUGCCAACCCGGAAACCUAAAUAUGGAGUGGCAGCAAGCAUCGCAAUCUGGGUUGUGUCCCUCAUCAUGGCAACCCCACAGGUGGUAUUUGCCUCCGUUGAAAUGAGUGACCACAGCUCCCUGAGUUGCCAGCCUCUCUAUCCGGAAGAAAGUCAGCAGUUUUGGAAGAUGUUCCGCAACUUUAGUGAGAACACAGUGAGUCUUUUCCUGUGUCUGCCCAUACAGCUUUUUUGCUACCUGAAGAUCCUGCUUGUGCUGUUCAAGACGAAGAACUCUAAGAAGCAUCGAGCUGUGAAAUUGAUAUUCACCAUCGUCUGCAUAUUUGUUAUGUGCUGGGUCCCUUACAAUAUUGUAGUUUUCCUUCAAACACUACAACUGUUUGAGAUGUUUAAUACUCACACGGAAUCAGCAGCUAUCAAUCUGGCCAUGGCCUGGUCUGAGAUAAUUGCACUGUCACAUUGCUGUGUAAAUCCAGUCAUAUACGCAUUAGCCGGGGAGAAAUUUCGGAAGCCUUUGGGCAAUUUGUUGUCAAGAUACUUUUUCAAGAACAGACGGUCUGUGAGAUACAAAGACAACUCGGAGAAAGACACUUCAAACACCGCUCUGAGAUCCCAUUCGGAUACUCGAAAUUAGGGAUAAGUACAAUAUGUGUAAAUUGAUUGAAAAGUAUGCGUACAAUAGUGGAUUUGAUUCUUGAUAGAGUGGAAGCAAACAAUAAAAAGAUAUAAGCUAUAACAUCUGAGCUGUUCUCCAACUCAGAAAUGAAGGGCGGGUUUGAAAUUUCCAUGGUAGGUGCUUGUCCACUGUGAGAGACUGUGUAUGAUUUUUUAAAACAAUGAAUUUGUAUUAUACUAUUGCAAAUAAGUAUUUGAACACCGGUCUAUUAGCUAGAAUUGUGAGCCUCAAAGACCUGUUAGUCGCCUUUAAAAAGUCCACCUCCACUCUUCUUAUUCACCUAGAUAAGUAGAGUGGAGGUGGACUUCUCAGAAUUUUUUACCUGUUUGAGACAGCUGCAUAUAAACACCUAUUCACCCCAUACACCGCAAAGAGCUGUCCAAAGACACCAGAAACAGAAUUUUAGACCACUACAAGGCUGGAAAAAGUUACGGGGCAAUUGCCAAGCAGCCCUGUGAUAUAAGAUCCACCGUUGGAGCAAUUAUAAAAAUGGAAGAAGCUAAACAUGACUGUCAAUUUCCCUCGGACUGGGGCUAUAUGCAAGAUCUACCUCGUAGGGUCUUAAUGAUUCUAAGAAUUGUGUUGAAUCAACCAAAAACUACACAGGAGUAGCUGGUCAAUGAGCUGAAAGGAGCCGGGACCACCAUUUCCAAGGGUACUGUUGGUAAUACACCAAGACAUCAUGGUUUAAAAUCAUGCAUGGCACGGAAGGUUCCUCUGCUUAAACCAUGUCCAGGCCUGUUUUAAUAUUGCCAAUUACUCUUUGGAUGAUCCAGAAGAGUCAUGGGAGAACGUCAUGUGGUCAUAUGAGAUCAAAAUGGAACUUUUUCCGCUCAUAGUGUUUGGAGGAGGAAGAAUGAUGAGUACCAUCAUAAGAACACCAUCCCUACUGUGAAGAAUGGGGGUGGUAGCAUCAUGCUACGGGGGUGUUUUUCUGCACAUGUGACUGAAUGACUGCACUGUAUUAAGGAGAGGAUGACCAGGGCCAUGUAUUGUGAGAUUUGGGGGAAUAACCUCCUUCCCUCAGUUAGAGCAUUGAAAAUGUCUUGCAACAUGACAAUGGCCCGAAGCAGACAGCACGAAUAUCCAAGGAGUGGCUUCGUAAAAAGCAUAUUAAGGUUCUGGAGGGGCCAAGCCAGUCUACAGACCUAUACUCAAUAGAAAAUCUUUGGAGGAAGCUUAAACUCCAUGUUUCUCAGUGACAGUCCAGAAACCUGAUUGAUCUAGAGAAGAUCUGUUUGGAGCAGUGUUGUAAAAUCCCUGCUGCAGUGUGUGCAAACCUGGUGAAACGUUACAGGAAACAUUUAACCUCUGUAAUUGUAAACAAAGGCUUCUGUACCAAAUAUUGAUAUUGAUUUGCUCAGAAGUUCAAAUACUUAUUUGUAGCAGUAUAAUACAAGUGAAAAAAAUCUUUAAAAAUCAUACUGUAUGAUUUCUGGAUUUUUUUUUCUCUCAACAGAAAAAUUCAAACCCACCCAUCAUUUCCAAGUGGAAUCACAAGGUUCAAAUACUUAUUUUCCUAACUGUACGUAUUGAUGUUUACCAAAUUGUGAUGUGAUGCUGUAUAUAAACUUGUAACGUUUAAAACUACAAAUGUGUUUGGAAAUUCAAUCUGAUGCCCUCAUUCUACAAUGAUGGUGCGAAUAUGACGUUACAUUCCAACGAUACUACAACGAGUUUUCAAAGCAGUCUGCAGGUCGGAGCAGUGGCGCCAAUGGAAAUUUUUAAUAGGGGUGAGCAAAUGGAGUCACUUAAAAUCUUGGAGUGCCACACCAAAACUAAAAGCUAUAAUUUUAGGUUUUUAUUAUGUUGUAGUAGUAAACGGGCCAGUAGAAAACUGUCAGAAAGACUUCAGGACACUCUUACUGAUUUACUUUGGUUUAUUAUGUUAUAUUUCAAGUUACUAAUGAUUUAAUGUGCAUCGUCCAUAACAGUCCAGUCAACAUUUUGAGUUUCACAGCUACUACAAUCUGACAUUAUAUAGGCGAAUGGGGUGGCUGGUGCGGUGGCCAAACAAAUUUAUAGGGGGGGCUGUGGCCACCCCUGGCCACACCAUGGUGGCGCAAUUCAGUCGCAGAACACCUCAGAAUGCAUUUCCGCAUGAACGCGAUGAAGAAUCAAAGUACCUUAACACAACCCUAAGGUACUGGUUAAUGUCAUGUGACAAUUUUUUUCUUAAUUUUGCUUAUACGUAUGUAAAACACGCAACCUUGAUUUUUGGUGAUGGUUUUAGCAAGAGAAAAGAAGAAAAAACUAGGUCUGUCGAAAUUAUCGCGUUAACGGGCGGUAUUUUUUUAAAAUUAAUCACGUUAAAAUAUUUGACGCUUUUAACGCACAUGCCCCUAAAACAGAUUAAAAUGACAGCACAGUGUCAUGUUCACUUGUUACUUGUUUUUUUGGCGUUUUGUCGCCCUCUGCUGGUGCUUGGGUGCGAAUGAUUUUAUGGGUUUCAGCACCAUGAGCAUUGUGUAAUUAUUGACAUCAACAAUGGUGAGCUACUAGUUUAUUUUUUGAGUGAACAUUUUACAAAUUUUAUUAAAACGAAAACAUUAAGAGGGGUUUUAACAAAAAAAAUUCUAUAACUUG